This is a messenger RNA of Haliotis rubra (blacklip abalone), 2527 nucleotides long. Its product is annotated as (R)-phenoxypropionate/alpha-ketoglutarate-dioxygenase-like. The record is from RefSeq and is a predicted model, not a curated record. Gene Ontology annotation, molecular function: oxidoreductase activity. Lineage: Eukaryota; Metazoa; Mollusca; Gastropoda; Lepetellida; Haliotidae. Bases 44 to 1090 code for a protein of 348 amino acids. The transcript has 4 exons.
AUAUUCCAUCAGCAGCUGUCAGGUGAAUGUGUACCAAACAUUCAUGAGUUUCUGUUUACCGAUUCUGGGUUUAUUUAAGCACAAACGUUACUUGAUCUAUUUACAGAUAAUUUCAAGCUUGGCGGAGGGUGGAAUUACACGACAGACACACUCGAACUUGCAUUGUAUCAAUGUAAACGACAUCAGACAAAUCCUUCUAAACCACACCUGUUCAACGUCAACAACAACAAAUCAACAACUUCACAGAGUUCAUUCAGAUUCUAGUCAUUCAAAAAUGGCUUACGAUGUAAAACAAGCUGCCAUUGGAGUAGAAAUAAGAGGAAUAAACCUGAAUGAACCGGUGUCGGAGGAUUUGAUUAAGAGGUUUAAAGAGGACGUUCAUAAGCAUAGACUUCUAAUCUUCAAAGACCAGGGUGUUGUGGGAGGGGAACGCCAUGCGGAAAUAAGCAGCUGGUUUGGAGAGUUGGAAUCAACGUUCUACAAGCACCCUCGAUCCACCCAUCCUGAUGUGUUUCGGGUGUCGAAUGAUGAGCGAGAAGGAUGUCGGAAUGUUGGGCGGACAGGCUGGCACAUAGAUGGGAGCUUCAUGAGGGCGCCUUUUGCGUUUGCCCUCUAUCACAUGGUUUCUGUGCCCAAGAGUGGUAAUACAGAUUUCGUCCCACUGAAGGAUCUAGUGGAGAGUUUAAGUUUGGAGACACGGCAACGGUGGGAGCGACUAUGGAUGGUCAGCGACCGUCGUAGUAGUCUUAUCCAUCCUCUCAUCUAUCCCCAUCCCGUCACCAGGCAUCCAACACUGUGUUUCCACCUGGGAAUGACAGAAUCCUUUAUUUGGGACUUGGGAACGGAAAAGGCAAGAGAAACAGACAUGAAUGAAACAGUGCAGAUCCUGAAGGAAAUCCAUCGUGAAAUCACCAAGGAUAACCGACGACUUGUGUAUUCUCACAAGUGGGAAGUGGGCGACUUCAUCAUCUCGGACAACCUUUCUGUGGGUCACGAGGCUACUCCGGAGACACAACAUCCAAGGUCAGAGGUGGGACUGAGAGUCUUACAUCGAACAACGGUCAAGGGAACUCAUGAACCAAAGAAGUAGCCUGUCAAUAGUGUGUUCCCUUCACAUCUGAAUAUUUGAAGCUUACAAGUUGUUGAUGCUUUAUGUUUAUAUGUGCUUGUUUGCAACUCUGAUCUCAAUGUGCCAUAAACAGUGUAGGACUUGUAGCUGUGCAUACAAAAAUAGUACUUUCAUGGGUUUUUUAAGUCUGUCUUUUUAUGUUCUUGGUGCCAAAUUUCACAAGUUGAAUUCAAUUUCUCUUCUGUCAGAGACUUACCAGUACUUUUUUAGUUUCUGGAACAGUCUUUGAAAGAAGGUAAAUGAUGCAAUUAAGUAACACUUCAAUUAUCAUUAUACAAACAACUAUUUUUCUUUUUUUUGGUUUUGUGUUUAUUUCACUUGACAAAUGUAUAAUAAAUCGUUGAUGUUUAUGUUUUAUACAGAACAAACGGUUUGGGAGAGAAUAAUAAUUUUGUAUCCUGUUAGCAAAUGAUUGAGAGGCCAAAGGUAACAUAAUGAGUGUAUAUUGUAUUUGUUAUAACCCUUUUAUGAACCUUGUCUCUUUGUUGAUUGAUUUGUAGAUGGUCUGAAAAUUUGACAAAGUAUAUGAAAUGUUAUCUUGAUUACAUACAUCUUCAUGUGUUGAUCCUUGCUGGAUUGUUGUCACAAGACUAUGUUUGUGAAAGGAAUGUAUCUAUUACUGAUAGAAGUGGGACAUGUUUCAGCAGGUGGGGUAAAAUGGUUUACAUCAAGAUUAUUGCAUGUAUAUAGCUUAGGGUGGAUACCCAGUGUGACAGUGUACUGAUCCAACCAUGAUGCUGAGCAUCAGGCAGGGUAAAAACAAGUUCCAUCUCAUAGAACGAUCCUCUGUGUGUCUGCGUACGUGCGGGUGCAGGGGUGCGGGCACACACAUCCUUUUUGUGCUCAUAGUUUAUUAAAUGAUCAGUGAAAGUCCCGUGAAAAUGAAGUGUGCGCACGCACACACACACCUUUCUCAAGAGUGUGCACCCUCCUCAAAAGGCUGUAUCUGUAUCCGCCCCUGCCAUCUAUUGUCAAGACGAGCCUUCUUCCUACUUUGGACCUGGGACAGGGCUUGUUUGUUUUUGCAGUAGCAGUAUCAACAGGCUGGUCGACCCACCGAUAUAAUCCACUUUAUGACUCCCUUGGAACAUUGCUACAACUGUUGACUGCUAUUCAACACCACCCAGAGUAAUAUUCCACCUAUAUGAUAUCAGUAUUUAAUAAACUGAGGCUGGACUGCUCACGGAUUGAUAAUGAGCAGCAACACCUCUAUCAGGGAAGCUGACACACAGUUGUACAAUGAGCUACGGCUGCUGGGACCUGAGCUGACCCAGCAUCUCUACCGUACUGCAGCUGGGAACUAUGCCGUUCAGUGCUUGGCUCAUUUCUUCCACAAUAACACUUGUUGUUCUUGUUGAUGUAAUCAAUAAAGACACAAAUAAAUUGUUUAAUAAAUUA